UUUGUCCAGUGAAGCGGAGAGGAGAUGACUGUCAACACUCUUCUCCUGCUCUUCACUCUCUCUCUCACAAGCAGCAGGGCAGAGAAUGCAGAGGAGCGGCUGGUGAACUACCUGUUGGGUCCAGAGCGCUACAACAAACUGAUCAGGCCAGCUGUCAAUAAGAGCCAACAGGUCACCAUCUCCAUACAGGUGUCUCUGUCGCAGCUCAUCAGCGUCAAUGAGAGAGAACAGAUAAUGACGACCAACUUGUGGCUAUUUCAGGAGUGGAAUGACUACAGGCUGAGAUGGGACCCAGAAAAGUACGAAGGCAUAAAGAAACUACGAAUACCAUCCAAACAUAUCUGGCUCCCUGAUAUAGUGCUCUACAACAAUGCUGAUGGCGUGUACGAGGUUUCCUUCUAUUGCAAUGCUGUGGUCUCCAACACAGGAGACAUCUUCUGGCUUCCCCCGGCCAUCUACAAGUCGGCCUGCGCCAUCGAGGUGCAGAACUUCCCCUUCGACCAGCAGAACUGCACCCUCAAGUUCCGCUCCUGGACCUACGACCACACAGAAGUGGAUCUAAUCCUCACGAGCGACUUUGCCAGCCGUGACGACUUCACUCCAAGCGGAGAGUGGGACAUCGUCUCGCUCCCAGCUCGCAAAAACGAGGACCCCAAUGACAUCACCUACUUGGAUAUCACCUAUGACUUUGUGAUCAAGAGGAAGCCGCUGUUUUACACCAUUAAUCUGAUCAUUCCGUGUGUGCUGAUCACGUCGCUGGCCAUCCUGGUGUUCUACCUGCCGUCGGAUUGCGGGGAGAAGAUGACGCUUUGCAUCUCAGUGCUGCUGGCGCUCACUGUGUUCCUGCUGCUGAUAUCCAAGAUAGUUCCACCCACCUCUCUCGCUGUGCCACUCAUAGGUAAAUACUUGAUGUUCACGAUGGUGCUGGUCACUUUCUCCAUCGUGACCACCGUGUGUGUCCUCAACGUGCAUCACCGCUCCCCAUCCACCCACCACAUGCCCGACUGGGUCAAACGCCUUUUCUUAGUUCGCCUCCCCAACUUCCUCCUCAUGAGGCGUCCGGGCUCCUCCAACGUCCGCGAUAAACUCCGCAGGAAGUACACCAACCCGAGCACCGUGGGGAAAAACAAUUUCCAGAGCAGCACAGACAAGAGGCAGUACUCCAACAUCAGACUCGGUGGGAUCCGAACAGACGCAGACUCUUUCUACGUCAAUGAGGACUUGGCACACAAGUUUUGCUGGAAGGUGGACGACAUCCCAGAUGGGGGUGGAGGGUUUUCAGACUUCCGGAGGCGUUUGGCUGUUCAGUGGGAUGCAGAUGUGGAGGAGGCAGUGGAUGGAGUAAGGUACAUCGCUGAACACAUGAAGACAGAAGACGACGAUGAAGGGAUCAUAGAAGACUGGAAGUACGUAGCCAUGGUGAUAGACCGUCUGUUCCUGUGGAUCUUCAUCCUGGUGUGUGUGGUGGGAACUCUGGGGCUCUUCAUGCAGCCGCUGUUCCAGAGCUACAACACACCCACUGCUGAUGACACAGAAGCUAGUAUUAGGGCGGCUCUUCCCUCCCUGUGCGGAGUCCGUAUGGAUGCGCCAGAGGGGAGCUUUGCGCUCAUAGGGGAGGGACGAACGAAAUCAAGUUCGGAUCACAUCAGGAAGGAGCGCACAGGCAGACGUUCAUUCAGAAAGAAAGUGAAGAGGAUUCCCAAACUACACCGGGGGAGAGAUGCAGCCAGCGGCGAGGUGGACUUUGCUGCUUCUUCUCGUGGGUUUGAUGGCACAAGAAGUUUACUUUACUGCUAUUCAUCCAAGGCAGAGGACCGGCUCUUCAGGAAACUGUUCAGAAGAUAUAACCAGUUCAUCAGACCGGUGGAGAAUGUCUCUGAUCCCGUCACUGUGGAGUUUGAGGUCUCCAUCUCGCAGCUGGUCAAAGUUGUGAAUGUAACCAAAAUCGUCUUUCACUAA
This is a messenger RNA of Plectropomus leopardus (leopard coralgrouper), 1959 nucleotides long. The record is from RefSeq and is a predicted model, not a curated record. Lineage: Eukaryota; Metazoa; Chordata; Actinopteri; Perciformes; Serranidae.